Molecule: messenger RNA, 1545 nt
Organism: Exophiala oligosperma
Lineage: Eukaryota; Fungi; Ascomycota; Eurotiomycetes; Chaetothyriales; Herpotrichiellaceae
Exons: 1
Coding region: 203-1498 (431 amino acids)
Biological process (GO): L-leucine catabolic process
Molecular function (GO): 3-methylbutanoyl-CoA dehydrogenase activity; flavin adenine dinucleotide binding
Source: RefSeq, a predicted model, not a curated record
CUAUUCGGUACGCUGCGGCUACACGCGGCAUUGGCAUCAAGGACCUCGAGUAUACGACUCUCAGUUAGAAAGCGCGACAAGUUGACCAUCAGAAAGAUGUCAAUUCUUUGUUUCUUUUUUUGUACACCACUUGCACAAAGUGUGCCCUUUGCGUCUCAGUGAUACGAAGUGAUAUAGUGGCUAUUUAUAAACAAUCUCGACGAUGGCAUCCUCCCUCCUCCCUCGAAUAGCCCGGCCGACGGCUCACCUCGCCCACUAUGCCCCUCGGGUCCUCUGCCCUCACACGACCGUCAGGUUAGCCUCGACAUCGAAAUCGAAGCACCCAAGCGGCUUCACCCCGCCGUCGAGAGAAGACUUAUACGAACUCCGCGAGCGCGUGCAGGAAUUCACGCGGCGCGAGAUCCCCGAAGAGACGGCCGCGCGGACAGACUCGUCGAACGAGUUCCCAAAUGAAAUGUGGAAGAAGCUGGGCGAGGCCGGAUUCCUGGGACCUACGGCGGACGAAGAAUACGGCGGCCUCUCCAUGGGCUACCAGGCACACUGCGUGAUCCUCGAGGAGCUCAGCCGGGCGUCGGCGUCGAUCGCCCUCUCUUACGCGGCGCACUCGCAACUCUGCGUGAACCAACUGUGCCUGAACGGCAGCAAGGACCAAAAGGAGCGCAUCCUCCCGGGCCUGAUCUCGGGCGACAAGGUCGGCGCGCUCGCCAUGUCCGAACACUCUGCUGGCAGCGACGUGGUGAGCAUGAAGACGACGGCCAAGAAGGUGGACGGAGGGUACAAACUCAAUGGGACCAAGAUGUGGAUCACCAACGGGCCCGACGCCGACUACAUCGUCGUCUACGCCAAGACGGAGCCCGAGAGGAAGAGCAAGGGCAUCACGGCAUUUAUCGUGGAAAAAGAAUUUACCGGCUUCAGUGUGGCGAGGAAGUUGGACAAGCUCGGCAUGCGAGGCUCCAACACUGGCGAGCUGGUCUUCGAGGACGUCUUCGUACCCACAGAGAACAUCCUCGGUGAGGUCAACAAGGGCGUCACCGUUCUUAUGGAAGGUCUCGACCUCGAGAGGCUCGUCCUCAGCGCCGGACCCUUGGGCAUCAUGCAGGCGUGUCUGGACCUCGUGCUGCCGUACACGCACCAGCGGAAACAGUUCGACACCCCCAUCGCCCACAACCAGUUGAUCCAGGGGAAAUUGGCCGACAUGUACACGAAAUUGCAGGCCAGUAGGGCUUACACGUACGAGACGGCCCGCAAGGUGGAUGAGGAAGGGGAGAUUCGGACGCAGGAUUGCGCGGGCGCCAUCUUGUACGCCGCCGAGCGGGCCACCGAGUGCGGCCUCGACGCCAUACAAUUGAUGGGCGGAAACGGUUAUGUCAACGAGAUCCCCGCCGGAAGGUUACUCAGGGACGCGAAGCUGUAUGAGAUUGGCGCGGGUACGAGUGAAAUCCGGAGGAUGGUCAUUGGGAGGGCGUUUAAUAAGGAGUACAAAGAUCAAGCUAUGUAGGGUUUGGUUUAGGAAAAUGAAAGAAAAAAAAAAUCAUCGCUCCAAGA